AUGGCUUUGCGGAAGUUACCAAGUCCACCUUCGUCGUUCUUUCCACACCUACAGACUUUCAUGCAGGUGAACCCAAAUUCCGUAAGGUUGUCACUGCAGCUGCAGCCCGCCUCAUUCCUGCUGGAUGCAUUGUGGAAACCCGCCCUAAUUUCCCAGAUGAAGCGGUUUUUCUUGCAAAUGAGCGGUGAUCCCGGAAAUGCCUGUAUCUGGGAUCUCAAUAUACAAAUUCUGCAACUGGUAGGCCAACAUAAAAUCUGGAAUUAUAUAGAUUUUUCAUAUUUGCAUUCUUUAUUUCCUUCUAACUUUCUAUUGUUGACUUUCUUUCUAUUCCCGGCAGGCAAACCAUGCCCGGAGAAGACGCGACCACACAAGACACGAUGCGAGUCCUAUUACAAAUGCUUUGCAUUGCCGUCCAAUCGUCAUGUUUGGAUACCAGAAAAAUGUGAAUCAGGCCUCAUCUAUGAGCACAACCUAGGCUUAUGUGUAUUGCCCGACGAUGAGUGGGAAUGUACAUUGGGAGUUGGCAUGCAAGGUGGCAAGGUCGAGGCUGAUAAAAGCAAUAAGGCGGUGGCGGAGUUAGGACAGACGCAAAUCCGCACGCAAACUACGCAAGCAACGCGCACCAAUAAGGUGAAAGAUGCAGAUUUGUACAUCGUAAAUAAUAAACACGAUAACGACAACGAAAAUUAUGACGACGCUGCGCCGAAACAAAAGAAUAAACUUAAGGAAAACGACAUGGAAAUGAUUGUAGAUAGCAGCGUAGGCAGCGAUGCGGAAGUGGAGCGUGAGGACAGCCAAUUCGAAGCUAGUGGCGAUGAUGUUGGGGAACUGGUAGAAAUGGAUGGUUUUCUGCAGGCGGAAAACCGUGAGGGCGAAGAUGAGCACGAGGAACAGCUCAACGUGGUAGUUGACAAUGAAAUUAGACCAGAGAGUGUGACGAAGAAAUCAAAGAUUGAUCCCAAACUUACGGCGCAUCUGCAGCGCUUAUCGCAAUUAAUUGAUGGACUAAAAAAUCAAUAUCAACAGGGUGAUGAGCAGCCGACUGAUUUGCGGCCCGACCAGUUAAAUGCAUUCUUGGCGCAUUUUAAUAUACAAAACAAAUUUAGUUUGAUUAAACCUACCUAUGAAAUGAAUUCCAAAGAAACAACAGAGACAACUACCACAACUGAGCCACCAGAGUCCACCGCGGCGGCGUACGUUAAAUAUCAAACACCUUCCUUAAAUAAGACGCGCCUGCAAGAACAUUUGGACGGUACAUUGAAGCCGGAAACAAAAGUGGUACUCACAAAUACGCUGCCCAAAAAUUACGGUACUACGGGGUACUCGAAUUCGCAAAUCGUAGUUAAUCGCCCGGAGGGUUCGGUGCUUUUCACUUUGCCGCAUUACGGCAACGAACAGACGUCAGAGUAUGGCCACAAUACACCAAAGAUAUCUGAGGAUACAUUAAAAACUGUGUUGGAGCUGUCUAAACAAAUGAUUGCUACACAGAACAUACCGAAAAUAGUACCCAAUACCGGCUAUUAUGCGCAACCACUAAUACAGCCACUCUUCCUGCCCGCAUCAGCAUUCCAGGCGCAAGCGCAAGCAAAUCCCUUUGCCGCCUACUUUAAUAGCGUCAAUAACAAUAGGCCACAGCAGGGAUAUGAUUCAAAUGAUGGUAAAACUGGUACCUUUACCGGAAAUUACAAUAAUCAAGCUGAGCAAGCGCAGCUGCUUCGGCCCGCCGGCGCUUACAACAAGCCCGCUAAUACGAUUAUACACAACAAUGUCAUUCCAAUACAUUUGACAUCCACGAACUCAGGUGAAAAAGAAAUCGUUGACAGCUACGGGCAGAGUUUAGGCCUUUAUCCGCCAAUUAAUACCGCCACUGACGGCGACAACGGCUAUGAUCAGCACUUUCACUCACACACUUUUGGUGACAACAAAUUCUUUGCCAGUCUCACAACAGCGCGUCCACAAAUUUCCACUACACCUGCGCCCACCGGCUAUGCGGCGCAAUUUGCUGCACAAUAUCCCACAGCGAUGGACGCAACCACCACACGUCCCAACGCAUUUCAACCUACAUCGCCAACGCUCAACGAGUACUUCUCACCCAAUCCACAUUUAAAUGAGAAUAAUGUCAAUAAACUCUUUCAAUCGACCGAUCGUUAUCCCACAGUGCAGUACGAUGAUCUACCGCGGCCCAUGAGCAUAGGGCGUCCACAACUUUUCACACCACAAAUGGAUGGCCAUAAAGUCAAGCUACGUCCGAAUGGCCACACCAUGGAUAGCAUGGAAAUGGAAGGCGACGAUUACGGUGAAAAUCAAGCGCGACCACUGCAACAGCUGUUCACCUAUAACUACGACAAUGACAAGCCGGAUAUGGGUAACCAAUAUCAGCAGGCAACUUUUGCGGGUAGCAGCAGUGGCGGCAACAAACACACCUACAUACCACGCCCCUCUGCUACGCGUCCUUCAUACACAAAUGCCGCAAAUAAAUUGAAGCCAUACAACACACACCCCGCCUCCUCGUACGCCGAUGGCACACAGCUAGUCAAUAUUGGCGGUAAUUUUGUUAGUUUCGAUGUCUUCCAGAAUACAGUACUCCCGCUACUAGGCCAAACGCAGUCGUUGAAUGAUUUAAACAAUGUUGAAGUCAUAACUUGCGCUACCGGCGUACGCCAACCGAACACCACCGAUUGUACACGCUACUAUGUAUGCAGCAAGAAGGAUGGCAAAGUGCUAUCCUACUCCUGCCCGCCAUAUACCGCCUUCAAUGCACAAACGCGUAUAUGUGAUGCGCAUACGUAUGCCGUGUGUACGCCGGAUGCCAUUAUUAGCCGGUAUACGGUAUCGGAGAAUAAACGCUUGCAAAUGGAGGCGAUUAAAGCAAUGCAGGAUGUGAAGCGUAGGCAAGAGCAAGCUAUGAAAGCACAAAACAUUGCCAAUUUGUUGCAAAAAUAUGGCGGUCAAACGCAGGCGGCUGUGGCAAAUGAGGACGAUAGCAGUGAAAAGGAUAUGCUGAGCGCGUAUGUGCAGCAAGCAGCAGCGAUGAAUGUCUACAGCACGACGCCUAGGCCAACAGCGGCGGCGGCGACGGUGAAGAAGCGGAAGUACUACUGCAAGGAAGGUGACAAAAUUGCCGAUCAAACUUCAAUCUACAGCUAUUUUGUUUGCUACAAGAACGCGCAAGGUAUGAUGAAGGGUCACAAGAUGACCUGCACGAAGGGUUUGAUUUUUUGCGCGAAGAGCGCAAUGUGUACACUGGCGAGUAAAUGCGCGUGAAGGGCGGGAAGAAGACGACCAACUAUGUAGUUGAAACGAAUGGUUGGCGUGAACUGCAGAAUGGGCGGAAGCGGAACAAUGCAAAGGAAGGAUGAUGAUAUGCAGUGAUGUUAAAUGACAGUUGUAGCAGUUGGAAAUUAGCGAGUGUUGCCAGUAUUUCUUUUUUAUGGCGGAAAGAGUAUUAGGCAGUGCUGCUUAAGAUUUCGCUAGCUGUAGUUUAAAACUAUUUCUUUUUCGUACAAGUUACACAAAUAAAACAGGGGAUUUAUAAUGCAUAAGUGUUUUUCGAUUUCUUUAUUGUAAUAAAUUUAUAUUUAAUUGGAAAUGAAUAUAAAAAUAUAAGCAUUUAUUUAA
Molecule: messenger RNA, 3618 nt
Organism: Rhagoletis zephyria (snowberry fruit fly)
Lineage: Eukaryota; Metazoa; Arthropoda; Insecta; Diptera; Tephritidae
Cellular component (GO): extracellular region
Molecular function (GO): chitin binding
Source: RefSeq, a predicted model, not a curated record